Miscanthus lutarioriparius is the source of this 1413-nucleotide messenger RNA. The record is from the annotation of a GenBank genome assembly. Lineage: Eukaryota; Viridiplantae; Streptophyta; Magnoliopsida; Poales; Poaceae.
AUGGAGAUACAAACUUCAGGGAAGCCCAUUGAUGUGCUGAUGGAGAAGGUUCUUCGCAUGAACAUUCUGUCUUCUGAUUACUUUAAGGAGCUCUAUAGGUUGAAGACCUAUCAUGAGGUCAUCGAUGAGAUCUACAACACUGUCGAACAUGUGGAGCCUUGGAUGACUGGCAAUUGCAGAGGCCCCUCCACUGCAUUCUGUCUUCUAUACAAGUUCUUCACCAUGAAGCUUACUGUCAAACAGAUGCACGGUUUGUUGAAGCAUCUUGACUCCCCAUACAUUAGAGCUAUUGGUUUCUUGUAUCUUCGGUAUGUUGCAGACCCAAAGGUUCUGUGGACGUGGUAUGAGCCCUAUUUGAGGGAUGAUGAGGAGUUCUCCCCUGGAUCUAAUGGCCGCAAGACAACCAUGGGUGUUUAUGUGCGUGAUCUUAUACUUGGACAGUACUACUUUGAUAGUCUUCUACCAAGAAUUCCUCUCCCAGUGACUCGUCAGAUUACAGCCAAUCUUGAGAAGAUGAAAUUGCCCACUAAGCUUUCUGGGGCAACUGGAGACUCCAGUCGUCAGGGAUCAGAAGAUACUGCACGUCGUCCUCCUUCAGUGAAAGCUUCUCUGUCGGUUUCCUUUGGACAGCGUGCUCCACAUCGGGCUUCCACCAGAGAUUCAUCCCCAGUUCGGCGAACAGUCACCCAUGAUGAUCAUCGAAGAUCAUACUCACCAUCUCGGCGCAGUGGUAGCCGUGAGGGUCCUGACCAUGAUCGUUCUGACCGAGAACUGGAUCGUUCUAGUCGUGACCGUGACAGAGACCGAGACCGUUCAAGCAGGGACCAGUAUCGUUCAAGCAGGGACCUUGACCGUGACAAGGAUGUCAGAGAUUAUCGUCGCCAUGAGCGUGAUAGCAGGGAUCGUGAGUACUACAGGUCCAGACGUUCAGAAGAAAGACAGGAUGGCAGAAGAGAUCGUGAAAGUAGCAGGCACAGGCGCUCUAGCUCUCACCACAGAAGCAGAAGUCGUAGUCGAAGCAGGAGCCGAAGCCGGAGCUGGAGUCGGAACCGGAAUGAGCAGCGAUCCAGCCCAUUCAGGGAUGCGAAUAAAGAGAAGGCAGCCACUGUGUUAAGCAACCUAGCAAAGCUGAAGGACUUGUAUGGUGACAUAACUGAGAAGAAGGAAGACAGUGAUGCUGAAAAGCUUCACCGUGAUUCAUGCGCUGAGGAGGUCAUCAGACUGGGAGGCCCUCGAUGGAGCCUCUCUGUAGGCCUUCUCGGAAAUACUCUUAAUAUUCCCAAACUUGAUAGAGCCGACUGGGCGACUGGAGCGGUAUGCAUGAACUUGUACACUUCUGAGAGUUACGUUCUUCCAGAUUACAUUCCGGAGGGUGUCCAGAACCGGACAGGAUCCUCUAUGAUAGGGGUUUGA